GUCAAAAUCUCAAAUUUUAUUUUAUUUUAUUUUAUUGAUUUCAAUCACCCUAUCAAUUGCAUAACAAUAGACAAUCACAACAACAACAACAGGUUGGAUACCGGCCCUUGCGUUCGCAACAAUUUGCCGUUACAUAAGGCCGUUUGUGAGGCAUUCGAAGACUGCGAACGGAGAAAAAAUGAGAAAAAUUUCGUUUUCUUGACAGUUUUCCGUAGAUAAUUAAACGGAGUCGCUAUAGCGAGCGAAAUGGAAAUGAAUGAAAAAAAGAAAGAAGGAAUUUUUCGCAUACAGCGGGAUAAUCACCAUCGUUACCGUGUCAUUGUCAUUGAAAUUGAUAUGGCUUCUCAUCGUUUCGCUCACUUCUAAGACCUCUGGAACCGAGAAAAAGUGAAAAAUGAUGUAAAAAAAUGAACAUUAAUCACAAAAAAACUCAAGAAAAAAUCUAAAGUGAAGUGAAAUAAAUAAAAUGCAAAGACAUUUGAGACACAAAAGUAUAAAUAUAGUGCACAGAGUCAAUAUAACGUAAGAAAAAAACAAACUUUUUCACAAUGAGCAACAAUAUGGACGAUGACAAUGACGACAAGGACGACACAAAACGAAAGUCUCGCAAUCUCAGCGAGAAGAAGCGUCGCGAUCAAUUCAACAUGCUCGUUAAUGAGCUCAGUUCCAUGGUGUCGGCGAACAAUCGAAAGAUGGACAAAUCUACAGUGCUCAAGUCAACAAUUUCCUUCCUCAAGAAUCAUAAUGAAAUUUCGGUGAGAUCGCGUGCUCAUGAGAUAAAAGAAGAUUGGAAGCCGUCAUUUUUGUCAAAUGAGGAGUUUACACAUUUGAUUCUCGAAGCGCUAGAUGGAUUUAUUAUGGUUUUCUCGUCGAGCGGGAAGGUUUUUUAUGCGUCGGAGGGAAUUACGUCGCUGUUGGGACAUUUGCCAAGUGACUUACUGAACAUGAGCAUCUACGACAUCGUCUACGAAGAGGACCAAACCACACUUUACAACAUUUUACUUAACCCCACGGCAGUUGUAGAGCCCUUACAAACCGGUAUUAACUGCGAAAAUCAAAUAAUUUUUUCGCUCCAUAUGAAACGCGGCACUUUCAAUGCGCAAGAAACUGUCAGUUAUGAGCCCGUGCAGUUCGUCGGUUACUUUCGAAUGGAAUCUGAGAUGGAUUCGAAUGCAACGCGCACGAAUUACGCCAACGAUCAGGAAGGUCGCGUGAUAUUUGUUGGCACGGGACGCCUCCAAACGCCACAAUUGAUCCGAGAAAUGUCAGUGCUGGACACUAAAAGUGAAUUUACGUCGCGCCACAGUCUGGAAUGGAAGUUUCUGUUCUUGGAUCAUCGAGCACCACCGAUUAUCGGCUAUUUGCCCUUCGAAGUUUUGGGUACCUCGGGUUACGAUUACUAUCAUUUCGAUGAUUUGGAUAAAGUUGUGACGUGUCAUGAAGCAUUGAUGCAAAAAGGCGAAGGAACGUCAUGCUUCUAUCGAUUUCUCACAAAAGGUCAACAAUGGAUCUGGUUGCAGACCCGAUUUUACAUCACGUACCAUCAAUGGAACUCGAAACCCGAAUUUGUGGUUUGCACGCAUCGCGUUGUCAGUCAUUCGGAUGUGCUGAAGCAUCAUCGGGGCAUCACAAUGUCGUCGGAGGAGAAGGAAAAUGAGGAUUUUGAUGCGAGCGGGAGCGAAAGGAAGCAUAAUGUAUCAGUGCCGGUCACUGGUCUGUCGCCAUGGAGCAAAAGUUCGAGGGCAUCGAAGUUUGUGUCGAAUUCGAGUUCGCCGAGACCGACGAAGCAGCAUCGGCAUUACAGGCAUAAUGUGGGAAAUACUUCAGAUUCGACGUCAAUUUCAGCGGAUUCGCCAAAUAGUCGGUAUUCGCAUGUUUCGUCGUUUAGUUCGAGGAGUCGUGCCCGACAUCACAACCAACCACUGAGGUCUUCAAGUUCCCAAAAUUACCAUCAUCACUCGAUGUCGUCGCAACAAAUGCAACAACCCCAAUCAUCGUACUACCAAAACCCAAUGGUUCCGAUGACGUCUCAGCUUCCGCAUCAUUCGCGCGACGCCCAAGCAACGCAUCAAAUGCUCGCCCCCACGACAUUCAUCGAAACAGCUCCCUUCGUGGCGGCAAUACCUGUUCAACCUGUGAUAGCAGCUCCCGCAACAUUCGGCCAUCCAACUGUCAUCCAACAAAUACCUCAUUCCUCGACGCAUCUCGACUACUUGCACGCCUCCAACGUCAUUUUGACGCCCGCACAAAACCAAAUCCAGGACCAGUUGCAACGAAAGCACGAAGAACUCCAGCAUCUCAUCCAACAGCAACAAGACGAGCUGCGACGCGUUUCGGAGCAACUAAUGAUCGCGCGUUACGGCGUCAUUCCCGUCGGCGUGCCAUAUUCGACAGCAAAUAGUCCGACAGUCGUCGAUAAUCGUUACAUGACGCCGAACCAACCGAAUUUGCUGCAACCGCAAUCGCUUCAGAUGAUGGGACAUUCGCCGACGAGCAACGCAAAUGCCGCGUAUCAACCGCUGACGCAUCAUCAACAACAUUCCGAACAGUCAAAUAGUUCGACAGACCUCCCACCAAAUGCCGCCUCGUCGCAAGAAUACAUCCAACUCGAACUAACUUCCGCUCCGAAUCCGCAAAUGAUGAUGUCAAAUGUCUCCGCGAACGUUGCGAUGCCCGGACAAAGCAGAAAUUCCGCCGACAUUUUGCAAUUUCAGAUGAACCAAGAACAGGCGCAGUCACUUUUCGACAACAGCGGAUCCGAGCGUUCGGUGAUAACGUCGGCAAGUCAUCAUCAAAACUAAAAAAAGAAAAAAAUAAUCAAAAAAAACGGCAUGUGUGACAUUGAACUGCUUAAUUUUUGAUUACUCAUUAAAAUUUGUUAAGAAAGAGUCACACGUUGACGGGGAGAGGUUAUCACGGCGCUCGUACCAUCACAAAACGAUCUUUGAACUUACUCUAGAGGCUUCUUUGUAUAUUUUUUAUGAGAAGAAAUUGAGGGAAGUUUAUUUUUU
Culicoides brevitarsis is the source of this 3011-nucleotide messenger RNA. RefSeq names its product circadian locomoter output cycles protein kaput (gene Clk). The transcript is spliced from 8 exons. Gene Ontology annotation, biological process: regulation of transcription by RNA polymerase II; circadian regulation of gene expression. The coding region runs from base 549 to 2801 and encodes 750 amino acids. The record is from RefSeq and is a predicted model, not a curated record. Lineage: Eukaryota; Metazoa; Arthropoda; Insecta; Diptera; Ceratopogonidae. Gene Ontology annotation, cellular component: CLOCK-BMAL transcription complex; cytoplasm; nucleus. Gene Ontology annotation, molecular function: DNA-binding transcription factor activity, RNA polymerase II-specific; RNA polymerase II cis-regulatory region sequence-specific DNA binding; protein dimerization activity.